GUUAUCGGAGUAGCACACACCCAGUCCCAAGUAUGAACGCACACAACAGUGGUUAUUAUGACAUUACUUUGGAAGCAGAGAGAUAGGGAGCAGGUUACAGAGAAAUCACUGGCACGUCAUUCCUCUGUUUAGUUUCUGUGUGCUUUUUUUUGAGUCAGUUACACUUGUAGUGAGAUGAGCAAAUUACUUCAUUCUUCUGUUUUGGAAUGGUUGGACAUAAAUACUUUUUUGAUUUUCCUCUGUGUUUUCUUGGUACUUGCCGACCUCCUGAAAAACAAAACUCCGAAGAAUUUUCCUCCUGGACCUUGGUCAUGGCCUUUCAUUGGCAACAUGUUUCAAUUUGAUCCUGCUAAGAUGCAUCUUCAGUUUGAAGAGUGUGAAAAAAAAUAUGGAAAGAUUUUCAGCCUUCGAAUUCCAUCAGCAAACCAAGGGUCAAAGUGGGUUAUUCUGAGUGGAUACGAGAUGGUGAAAGAGGCCUUGGUCCACAAUGGCGACAGUUUUGUCGAUCGUCCCUCCAUUCCCUUAUUUGAAGAUAUAUAUAUUGGAAGUCAAGCAAUGGGAAGUAAAGGUGUGGUUAUGUCGAACGGGUAUCCAUGGAAGCAACAGAGGAGGUUUGCUCUCUCUACACUGAGGAACUUUGGACUGGGCAAGAAGAGUCUGGAGCCAUCCAUCCAGAUUGAAGCGCAGUGUUUGAAUGAAGCCAUUCAGAGUGAACAAGGAAAACCCUUCAGCCCCCAGAUACUGAUGAACAAUGCUGUUUCCAAUGUGAUCUGCUGUCUUGUGUUUGGUGCCCGCUUUGAAUACAGCGAUGACCAAUUCCAAACCCUCCUGAAAACAAUGAACGAGAUUAUUUACUUGGAAGGGGGCUUUUGGGCCGGGAUGUAUAACAUGAUGCCGUGGGUCAUGCGUCGGGUUCCUGGUCCUCACAGAAGGAUCUUCACUGGCUGGAAGGAGGUCAUCUCCUUCAUCAACAUCAGGAUUCAGGAGCACAUGAAGGACAAUGACCCCUCGUCCCCAAGAGACUUCAUCGACUGCUUCCUCAACGAGAUAGAGAAGUGUGAAGAUGACACAAGGGCUGGGUUCAACUUGGAGAACUUGUCCUUCUGCACUCUGGAUCUAUUUGUGGCUGGGACAGAGACCACCUCUACCACCCUCUAUUGGGGCCUUCUGUUUAUGAUCAACUACCCGGAGAUACAAGCCAAGGUGCAGGCAGAGAUCGAUGCAGUUGUUAGGUCGUCGCGGCAGCCCUCCAUGGAAGACAGGAACCGCAUGCCCUACACAGACGCAGUCAUCCAUGAGACACAGAGGAUGGGGAAUAUCAUACCGCUCAACGUGUCCCGCAUGGCCACUAAAGACACUGAGGUUGGAGGAUACACCAUCCCUAAGAACACCAUUGUGCUUGGCACCCUCCAGUCGAUCCUGUUUGAUGAGUCAGAGUGGGAGACCCCUCACACCUUCAACCCGGGACACUUCCUGGAUCAGGAGGGCAAGUUCAGGAAGAGAGACGCAUUCCUUCCAUUCUCUUUGGGUAAGAGGGUGUGUCCUGGGGAGCAGCUAGCCAAGAUGGAACUCUUCCUGUUCUUCACCUCCCUGCUGCAGAGGUUCACCUUCUUCUCUCCCCCAGGGGUGGAACCCAGCCUGGACUUUCAGAUGGGGUUUACACACAGUCCCAAGCCUUACCAGCUGUGUGCAACACCUCGAUGAGUCUUCCACAGCUGCCCUAUUCAUUAUGUUGCUGGGGUUUAAAAAUUAAUUAUUGGAGGGCCAAGUGUCUGAAGGUUCACACCUCCCUUGUACUUGAUUGAUCAACUAAGGUAAUUGAUUAAAACUUCCUUUGCCUGGUUGCUUAGGUUUUAAAUUGACACAAAUGAAAAGGAAAUGAAGUCUUUCUUAACACCAAACAACUGAAAAGGCUGCAGAUGGAGAAAACACACUCACGUAGUGACACUACACAUACCAAUAAUACUCUACAUAUCAAGAUCUCAAACCAUAUGUUGUAGUCCUAGAUUAAACUUGAAUAAGAAGGACAUAUUUGAUUGAAAAUCUAAAACACUCCUACAUUAUCAAUGUAAAUGUACAUAAUUUACAAUGUAAACAUACUACAUGUCUUUCAUGUAUAUGGCAUAUCUGAAUGUAUUUGACCCAUGGUCUGGUGGAUUGUGAUUUCUUCUGUACCUUUUUAUUUUCUAUCAAGGCAAUAUACACUACAAUAUACA
This is a messenger RNA of Oncorhynchus mykiss (rainbow trout), 2216 nucleotides long. RefSeq names its product cytochrome P450 2J2. Lineage: Eukaryota; Metazoa; Chordata; Actinopteri; Salmoniformes; Salmonidae. Gene Ontology annotation, molecular function: heme binding; iron ion binding; oxidoreductase activity, acting on paired donors, with incorporation or reduction of molecular oxygen, reduced flavin or flavoprotein as one donor, and incorporation of one atom of oxygen. The record is from RefSeq and is a predicted model, not a curated record. Gene Ontology annotation, cellular component: cytoplasm; intracellular membrane-bounded organelle. Gene Ontology annotation, biological process: xenobiotic metabolic process.